Acanthosepion pharaonis is the source of this 1248-nucleotide messenger RNA. Lineage: Eukaryota; Metazoa; Mollusca; Cephalopoda; Sepiida; Sepiidae. The record is from the annotation of a GenBank genome assembly.
AUGUAUGUAUGUAUGUAUGUAUCUAUCUAUCUAUCUAUCUCAAGUUAUCUAUCUAUCUCUAUCUAUCUAUCUAUCUAUCUAUCUCUAUCUGUUUCAUCUAUCUAUCUAUCUAUCUAUCUAUCUAUCUAUCUAUCUAUCUAUCUAUCUAUCUCAGUCUGUUCAUAUCUAUCUCAGCAUGUUCCUAAAUAUCUAUCUAUCUAUCUAUCUAUCUAUCUAUCUAUCUAUCUAUCUAUUCAGUCUGUUCAUAUCUAUCUAUCUAUCUAUCUAUCUAUCUAUCUAUCUAUCUAUCUCAGUCUCUUCACAUCUAUCUCAGUCUGUUCAAAUAUCUAUCUCAUCAUGUUCCUAAAUAUCUAUCUAUCUAUCUGCUCCUAUCUAUCUAUCUAUCUAUCUAUCUAUCUCAUCUAUCUAUCUAUCUAUCUAUUCAGUCUGUUCAUAUCUAUCUAUCUAUCUAUCUAUCUAUCUAUCUAUCUAUCUAUCUAUCUCUAUCUCAGUCUGUUCACAUCUAUCUCAAUUGGUCCGUUCGUCUGUCUGUCUGUCUGUCUAUCUAUCUAUCUAUCUAUCUAUCUAUCUAUCUCAUUUAGUUCAUAUCUACCUAUGUAUAUAUCUAUCAAUAUCAAUCUGUUCAUAUAUAUCUAUCACAGUCUGUUCGUGUCUAUCUAUCUAUCUAUCUAUCUAUCUAUCUAUCUAUCUAUCUAUCUCACAAACACACAGAUACUCUCUCUUUUGUAUUCAUAUCUAUCUAUCUAUAUAUCUAUCUCAAUCUGUUCAUAUCUAUCACAGCGGAGCUUCACAGACCAAGCACCGACAGCUACCUCUCCGUCUUUUUUCUUCUUUCUUUCUUUCUUUCUUUUUCUUUUUCUUUGUGAGUUGUUUCUGUCCAUCUCAGUCAAUUUCUGUCCAUCUCAUCUAUCUUCUAUCUAUCUAUCUAUCUAUCUAUCUAUCUAUUCAGUCUGCGGAAAAUACCUUCUCCGCCUUGCUCUCCUUUCCUUCUUUGUAUUAUUUAUAAAGUCCUCUUCCUCCUCUUCGUCCUCACCCCUUCCUCUCUUCAAUGACGAAGAUCUAGGUGGAGGCCCCUCCUCCACCUCCCCAGCUGCUGCUGUUCUCGAUGCUCCAGUUCCUGCUGCGCCGGUUGCCGCUGCUGCUCGUGCUGCUGUUCUCGCUGCUGAUCCCGCAACUUUUGCCGCUGCUCCCGCCGCUGCUGCACCUGCUGCUGCACCUGCUGCUGCUGCUUCAGCUGCUUUUGUUUAG